AUGAGUGAUCGUGGUGUGGAGCGAAAUGAUCGCGUCCUCAAAUACAUCUUCCGUAUUCCGCGAUAUGUGACGCUUCCAGAACACGAGGCCAGUUACAGACUGACACUCUCGGAUGACCCAGAGUUUAUGGCAGUUUCGGAGAUAGAGGGCGACUGCGAGAAUCUUGCGGAGCGUAUUAUUGAGAAUCGUUUCGUCCUGAACGGAUUGAAUAGUGAGUUGCAAGAAGCAAGCGAUGUUAUUGAAGUACUCUCAACUCUUGUUACGAAACUGGAGGGUGAAAACGGCAUAGAGACCCACUCAACUGAGUUCUCUUCAUCUGGCUGA
Messenger RNA from Strongylus vulgaris, 324 nucleotides. The record is from the annotation of a GenBank genome assembly. Lineage: Eukaryota; Metazoa; Nematoda; Chromadorea; Rhabditida; Strongylidae.